Cryptomeria japonica (Japanese cedar) is the source of this 908-nucleotide messenger RNA. RefSeq names its product embryo-specific protein ATS3A. The record is from RefSeq and is a predicted model, not a curated record. The coding region runs from base 65 to 628 and encodes 187 amino acids. Lineage: Eukaryota; Viridiplantae; Streptophyta; Pinopsida; Cupressales; Cupressaceae. The transcript is spliced from 2 exons. Gene Ontology annotation, molecular function: protein binding.
AAGCAAUUCAUACUCAAACUGACCUCUCAAUUCAUUUGCCCUCUAUCAGAUUUGAUCUGCAGAAAUGGCUAAGACAAGGAGGCUGCCAUUAUUUGAAUUCAUGGUGUUUCUUCUUCUAAAUUUGGCUCUACUCAAACCCAUCUGUGCAGCCCAAGAGGGUAAGUGUUCAUAUACACUGGAGGUAGAGACUGAAAGUAAAGGAGUUUUUGAUGAUGAUCAAGGAACAAAAGACCCAGUCCAUGUGAUGUUCCAAGACAAAAAUGGAACAAAGGUAUUAAAACAGCAUAUGAAUGAGGGAAAAGAAGAUAUCUUUCUAAAACCUGGCAAAAAAGAUAUGUUCAAUAUGAGUGGCCCUUGUUUGGAGGGUGAUGUAUGUUAUUUAUUCUUUAAGGUUGAGGGCACUGAUGGUUGGAAGCUUAAAAAAGCUAUAGUUCAUGCUACAAAGAAGCACACUUUCCAUUUCAAAAAGUAUCUUACUGAAAAAGCGUGGGAUGGCAAAGAUUGGUGCAAAAUAAAUGAGCAGUUAGCCUCCCAUCAAUCCAUAGACUCUGAUUUUGAGACUGAGGAAAAUGAAGAUGAAAGCAACAAGCCAAAGAGAAAGAAACAACACAAACCAAGGCCAAAGUAGUAGGAAUAAGAGCAUUUAAUAUAACCUUUUGUGCAUGUAAUUUGUAUAAUUUAGGUUUUAAGAGGUCGAGUUAAAUUGGUUAAGUAUUGAGUUUUUAGUGUGGAGAUUCAAGUUUACAUUUUCAUAGGGAAAUAUAAUGUGGAAUUUGAAGGGGUGUUCUUAGUCUUCUAGAUUUUAAGUGGUUGAGUUAACUUGGUUAAAUAUUGAGUCUUUAGUGUGGAGAUUCAAGUUCAAUUCUUCAUAAGGAUAUAUAAUUUGGAAUUUGAAAUGGUGGUUCUUA